AGAACUCUGGGAAAAUAGUUUUAAUCGUAGGUAGGUACAAUGGAAUCUGUUACGAGUUUAAGCAAUAACAUAGUUAAUCUCACGCGUAAUUCAAUUAAAUCAUUAAAAAAUAAGACCGAUAUUGUUAGACAUAUUUCAAUAAUCGAUUCCAACAUACGUUUGUUAGAGAAAUCAAUUACCAAUAACCUUCAUAAUGAGAUAAAUGAAAGCCCGAUAAGAUUGGAAGCGAAUUUAACCCAACUUAAAUAUUUUCGAGCGCAAUUAAAACAACAAUUGAAAAAUAUCUCGGUAAAAAGGGAGGGUUGUGGAAUAGAUGACACCGUCGAUAGAAAAAAUCAUCCGCUCCGUACUUUGGCGUGGUACACCUUAGAUUCUUGUUUUAUGCCCAGUUUCUCCAAUGUAUCUUAAGCUCUACUUGAAUCUUAAGAUCGCCUUAAAUCUUAAGUCUAUCUUAAAACGUUGCACCAACGCAAAUCUGCAUCUUAUAUUCACAAAGGCAGCCUUACAUUUAAGUCGUGAAAAUCUGCGACUUAAGUCGGCAUUAUUGUUAGUGAAGUUGAAAAUGAGUGGCAUUUUGUCUUUCAAACGUCACUUUUCAAAAUGGAAUUGAUCGAUGUCGAUGAUGUCGAUGUGGUUGAUAUGGUAGACAUAGUAGAAAAUAUUCGAAUACCACGGCAAAUUCACAUUAGGAGAAAUUUAUUUAAUAUUUAUUCUAAUGUUGAAUUUUUUCGACGAUUUCGACUCGAAAAAGGGACUGCUUUAUAUUUAUUGGAGAAAAUAGAACAUAGACUAGAGUACUUCCAUAACAGGUAAGUACACAUCAUUCAUAGGUUUGUUUCACGUUUGUAUACUUACCUACAUAUAAUGCUUUUUGUGACUAUUGUAUAGUGCGAAUUCAAGGUGUACAAUAAUGUUUUUUGAAAUUCAGGAAUAAUUCCAUCAGUCCCAUGAAUCAACUUUUGCUAACGUUAAGAGCUUAUGCCAGUGCAGGGCAUUUUGUUGCUGUUGGAGACUUUGUGCAUGCAGACAAGUCAACAGGAAUUUAUAUACAUGCCUCGAAAUGAAGUUGAAAUUGCAAGUGCUCAGAAUAAAUUUUACGACAUUGCUGGUUUCCCUAGAGUCAUUGGGGCAAUAGAUGGAUGUCAUAUAAAAAUUCAAUCACAAGGUGGAGCUGAUGCUGAAAUAUAUCGAAACAGAAAGGGAUAUUUCUCUGUAAAUGUGCAAGCCGUUACAAGUGCUGACCUGUUAUUCCAAGAUAUCGUCGCACGUUGGCCAGGUUCGACGCACGAUACCACCAUUUUUAGAAAUUCACGAUUAAUGCAUAGAUUCAAUAAUGGAGACUUUGGAAAUAGUAUCUUGUUGGGAGAUAGCGGUUAUAUGAAUCUUUCAUAUCUAUUUACACCUUUUCUGAAUGUUCAGAACGAUGGUGAAAGAAACUACAACAGAAGUCACGUUCAAAGUAGAGUCAAGGUAGAAAAUCUAUUUGGUGUUUGGAAAAGAAGAUUUCCUAUAAUAGCGUAUGGAUGUAGAAUGAAGCUAGAAAAUGUACUUUGUGUUACUGUGGCUACAGCAGUUUUGCACAAUUUGGCUCGUUUGAGGGGAGAACCAGAACCACCUAUUGAAAAUUUAAUUAUGGAACACGAGCUUCAGCAAGCAAUUCGAGAUGGAGAUAUUCCUUUAGCCGCCGAAGAAAAUGAUUUAGGCUAUGAUUAUAGAAGACAUUUAGUAGAUAUAUAUUUUUCUAGAUUGUAAUUUUCGUAUUUUGCAAGUUUAAAGAUAAAUUAUAUUACAUAUUAACAUACCUACUACAAUAAACAUUUUUUAUUAAAAU
This is a messenger RNA of Photinus pyralis (common eastern firefly), 1831 nucleotides long. RefSeq names its product putative nuclease HARBI1. The record is from RefSeq and is a predicted model, not a curated record. The transcript is spliced from 4 exons. Bases 979 to 1752 code for a protein of 257 amino acids. NCBI's taxonomy places the organism in Eukaryota, Metazoa, Arthropoda, Insecta, Coleoptera, Lampyridae.